AUGGGGUAUACAGAUAUAGGAGGUAUACAGAUAGAGGAGGGUGGGGAUUGGGUAUACAGAUAUAGGAGGGGUAAGACUCCAUAUGAUCUAGCAACAGAGAGUAAACAGAGACAGUAUAAAGAAGUGAUGGAAUACUUACAGGAUAGGCAUGAUAGGUAUGAGAAGAAACCGGGACAGAGAGGACUUGCCCUGAUUGUUAACUUCAUGUUCCAUGGUGAGACAUCUGAGAGAAAAGGUUCUGAUGUGGAUUGCAAGAAUCUCACACAUUUCUUUAAAGAAGAACUAAAGUAUCAGGUGGAAUGUACAACAAGAGAUAUGACAAAGUUGGAGUUAAUGAAGUAUUUCCAAGAAAUUGUCAGAUUAUACUUGGAGGUUAACUCAAAGGAUUAUCAUUCAUUUAUUUGUGUAAUUAUGAGUCAUGGAAAUGAGGAUGGAAUUCUUACAACAAAUGGAUUAAUCACAGUGGAAGAAAUAAAAAAGCCAUUCAAAAACAAAAGUGGGGGCAAAUUUAAUGGUAAACCAAAACUAUUUCUCAUUCAAGCCUGUCGUGGAAAAGAAGAGCAGGAAAAGGUUGUGGUGUCUGAUUGUUUUGGAACUAAAAUCCAUACUGGUCAUGUUGGAAGGUAUGAUGAAUUUCCUGGAAACAGGCAAAGAAGAAGUUCUGUUGAGACCUCUGUUUUUAAACCAGGAAUUCUAGAUCAGCCAUCUGCCUCAUCAGAAGUUUUCUAUACUGAUGCACAUAGUUAUUCUUCAAAAAAUGUUCCAACAGAUGCUGACAUUAUAGUAGCAUAUGCAUCAACACCAGGAUAUGUAUCAAUUCGAGAUAUAAAUGAAGGAGCAUUUUUCAUAAGAGCUUUCUUGUCUGUUGCCAAGAGUAAAUACAAUGAAGAACAUAUCGAGGAGAUAUUAAGAUAUGUGAGAAAUGAAAUAGCUACGAAUCCAGAAUAUGCACCACAAUCUGGACGCUUGGCAGGAAAAUGUCAGAUGGGACAAGUAGAGAGUACAUCUACGAAGAAAUUUUUCUUGAAAUAACAGUUCAAUAAAACUUAUUUGGGGGGG
Messenger RNA from Mytilus trossulus (common blue mussel), 1059 nucleotides. RefSeq names its product caspase-3-like. The record is from RefSeq and is a predicted model, not a curated record. Gene Ontology annotation, biological process: proteolysis. Bases 1 to 1032 code for a protein of 343 amino acids. The transcript is spliced from 7 exons. Gene Ontology annotation, molecular function: cysteine-type endopeptidase activity. Lineage: Eukaryota; Metazoa; Mollusca; Bivalvia; Mytilida; Mytilidae.